Molecule: messenger RNA, 825 nt
Organism: Aspergillus welwitschiae
Lineage: Eukaryota; Fungi; Ascomycota; Eurotiomycetes; Eurotiales; Aspergillaceae
Product: enoyl-CoA hydratase/isomerase family protein
Exons: 2
Coding region: 1-825 (274 amino acids)
Biological process (GO): fatty acid beta-oxidation
Cellular component (GO): peroxisome
Molecular function (GO): enoyl-CoA hydratase activity; delta(3)-delta(2)-enoyl-CoA isomerase activity
Source: RefSeq, a predicted model, not a curated record
AUGUCUACCGCAUCUCCGCUCUUCACCCUCCCCAUCCCUUCCACCUCCGGUUCCAUCACCUGCACCAACCCAUCCCCCGACCAACCAACAAUCUACCUCCUCACCUUCACCUCACCCCCAGACAACCGCCUCACUCCAACCUUCAUCGACACCUUCCUCCUCGCCCUCGACAUCAUCGAACACCGCUACCAAAAAGGUGUCCUAAUCACCACCAGCGGCAUUCCCAAAUUCUACAGCAAUGGACUAGACCUCGAACUCGCCCAAUCCACAGAGGGCUUUCUCGAUAAAUGGCUUUGGAAGUUAUUCCGUCGACUAUUAACCUACCCCAUGCCCACCAUCUCCCUCCUAAACGGCCACGCCUUCGCCGGCGGCUUCAUGCUAGCCAUGUACCACGACUACCGGAUCCAGAACCCGAGUAAGGGUUUCCUGUGCAUCAACGAGCUCGAGUUCGGGGUUCCGUUGCAAGCGCCCAUGAUGCAUGUUUUCCGGGAGAAGUUGACACCCAGCGUGUGUCGGGAUGUUGUUCUCGAGGCGAAGAGGUUUCCUGGACCGGAGGCGCUGCGGGUGGGGAUUGUGGAUGGGCUGGGAGGCGUGGAGGAGACUUUGAAGUUCGUGAAGGACAGGAAGUUGGUAUUGAUGCCGAAGACGGAAAUCUAUGGGGUGAUGAAAGAGGAGAUGCAUCGGAGGUUGUUGGGAGUGGUGGACGAUCAUCAGGGGAAUCUGGAGUGGAGGGAGAGGGUGGAGGAGAGGAAAGGGGAGGAAGAGAAUGUUGGGAGGAAGAGUGUGGAGGUUUGGGAGGCGAGGAGGAAGGGGGGGAAGUUGUAG